Dentiscutata erythropus is the source of this 507-nucleotide messenger RNA. The record is from the annotation of a GenBank genome assembly. Lineage: Eukaryota; Fungi; Glomeromycota; Glomeromycetes; Diversisporales; Gigasporaceae.
AUGGAUUCAACUGAGACUCCUGAUAAUCAGCCUACAAAUUUUCAAAACAAGAUGUCUAAAAAAAAGAUGUCUAAAAAAGAAGGAUGUCCAGCAUUACCUAUUUGGGAAAAUUUUAAAAAAAGUAUACCAAAUAAGUUUGGUUAUUAUAGUGCUACUUCACCUGAUCAUAUUAUUACUUUUUAUCUUCAUAAAGUUGCUGAAAGAGGUGAAAAACUUUCAUUAGCCGAUAAUAAAGCUAUUUACAAUAAUACUGUAGAACAAACAGCUUUUGCUAAUUGGAAAGAUACUCGGCAACCAAUUAGUGAGGAGAAAGCUAUUAAUUUAGUAGAAUUUCAGUUACAAGAGAAUAAAAAAUUAAAAAUUGAAGAAUUAAUUGAUUUGAAUAACUCUAUUUUUAUAGAAGAAAAUAUAAGCAAUAAUAGAUAUAUUGAAGGACGUGGAAAUUUAAAUUUUAGUAUUGAUAAUAUUAUAAAUGAUUUUACAACUAGCGAAUCAAAUACAUAUUGA